AUGGCGCCACAGCUGGAGCCCUUUUUCAAGCAGGUCGAUGCCUCGUCGGAGACCUUCAUAGAUCGUCUGCGCAAGGCAGUUGCCAUUCCGUCGGUUUCGGCACAGGAUGAGAACCGAAAGGAUGUCUUCCGCAUGGCUCAAUUUUUGGCCGAUGAACUCGAAGCCCUCGGCGCUGAGGUGCAACAACGACCUCUGGGCAAGCAACCUGGCAAGGAGCACCUCGAUCUCCCGCCCGUCGUUGUUGCUCGCUACGGUAACGAUAAGAACAAGCGCACCAUUUUGGUCUACGGCCACUACGACGUGCAGCCCGCUCUGAAGGAGGACGGCUGGGCCACGGAGCCUUUUGAGCUGACCAUCGAUGAGAAGGAUCGGAUGUACGGCCGUGGUUCCACGGACGACAAGGGCCCCGUGCUCGGCUGGCUCAAUGUGAUCGAGGCCCACCGCAAGGCCGGCGUGGAGAUGCCCGUCAAUUUGCUCUGCUGCUUCGAGGGGAUGGAGGAGUAUGGCUCCGAAGGUCUGGAUGAUUUUAUCCAAGCCGAAGCCAAGAACUUCUUCAAGGAUGCGGAUGCGGUCUGCAUUUCUGAUAACUACUGGCUCGGCACGGAGAAGCCCUGCCUGACUUACGGUCUGCGUGGUUGCAACUACUACUCCGUGAGCAUCUCGGGUCCCGGCCAAGAUCUCCACAGUGGUGUCUUCGGUGGCUCUGCUCACGAACCCAUGACCGACCUGGUGAACGUUUUGUCGAAGCUGGUCGAUCCUCAGGGCAACAUCCUCAUCCCCGGAAUCAUGGAUCUAGUGGCGCCUCUGACCGAAGAGGAGAAGGCUCUGUAUCCCAACAUCAGCUAUACCAUGGAAAACCUUCACGAGUCGCUCGGCAGUAAAACCGGCAUUCACCCGACUAAGGAGCAAACCCUCAUGGCCCGCUGGAGGUACCCAUCCCUGUCGAUCCACGGUGUUGAGGGAGCAUACUCUGCCCCGGGAGCCAAGACCGUUAUCCCCGCCAAGGUGAUUGGCAAGUUCUCCAUCCGCACCGUACCCAACAUGGAGAGCCCGGAUGUAAACAAGCUGGUGUUCGACUACAUCAAGGCCGAGUUCGCCAAGUUGAACAGCAAGAACACUCUAGAUGUGUGGCUCCAGCACGACGGCAAGUGGUGGGUUGCCAGCCCCAAGCACUGGAACUUUACCGCCGCCAGCAAGGCCGUGGAGCAAGUCUUUGGUGUUGAGCCCGAUAUGACCCGUGAGGGUGGAAGUAUUCCGGUUACAUUGACUUUCGAGCAAGCCACCGGCAAGAACGUCCUGCUUCUUCCUAUGGGUAGCUCCACCGAUGCCGCCCACUCCAUCAACGAGAAGCUGGAUCGGAGAAACUACAUUGAGGGAACUAAAUUGCUGGGCGCAUAUCUGCACUACGUGGCAGAGGAGCCCACCUCUGCUUAA
Messenger RNA from Penicillium cinerascens, 1434 nucleotides. Its product is annotated as M20 family dipeptidase. The record is from RefSeq and is a predicted model, not a curated record. The coding region runs from base 1 to 1434 and encodes 477 amino acids. Gene Ontology annotation, molecular function: metallodipeptidase activity. NCBI's taxonomy places the organism in Eukaryota, Fungi, Ascomycota, Eurotiomycetes, Eurotiales, Aspergillaceae. The transcript is spliced from 5 exons. Gene Ontology annotation, biological process: proteolysis.